Frieseomelitta varia is the source of this 1576-nucleotide messenger RNA. RefSeq names its product modifier of mdg4-like. Lineage: Eukaryota; Metazoa; Arthropoda; Insecta; Hymenoptera; Apidae. The coding region runs from base 409 to 1443 and encodes 344 amino acids. The record is from RefSeq and is a predicted model, not a curated record. Gene Ontology annotation, biological process: regulation of transcription by RNA polymerase II. Gene Ontology annotation, cellular component: nucleus. Gene Ontology annotation, molecular function: protein binding. The transcript has 4 exons.
AGCGACGAGCUAGCAGAAUUCUAAUUCUAUCUGUGUGAUAUCGCGGAAGGCGUAUUAGUAAAUUUUCCUUAAUGACAAAGAAACGAGACUCUUUCACGUAACAUCGCCAGAGUUGAUAUUUGUUCUUUCCUCCAGCCAUACCUGAAAGUACAAUAAUAGACUUGGCUGGAACCUGCAGCCUGAUUAAAUAAAUAGUAUUGUCUGUCUCUUCAACCGCUCCACUAGCAGUAACCCAACUACCCUUCCGUCUGGCGCAAAUAGAUCAAAUCAGGCUCAACCAAAUUUUUUUCUUUUAUUAACAGCCUCAAACACAUAACCUUCCUGAGGCUGUAUGUUGCGUGCCUGAGAGCUUGGUCCAUCGCGUUCUAAUUUGAUUGUAAUUCUUCUUUCUUUGAAGUAUAUAAGAACAUGGAGGGGCAACAAUUUUGUUUACGAUGGCACAAUUUUCAAAACACACUGUUGAGCUCUCUUCCUAAACUGCUUGACGGUGGUUAUUUAACAGAUGUCACGUUAAGUGCUGGUGGUAGACACAUACACGCACAUAAGAUUAUUCUUUCUGCUUGUAGUUACUAUUUUAAAGAAUUGUUCAAGGACUUAAGUUCUUUGCAACAUCCGGUAAUAGUAUUACCAGGGAUGGAAUAUGCAAACUUAUGUGCACUUGUCACAUUUAUGUAUAACGGCGAAGUAAAUAUUUAUCAAGAACAACUACCUGCACUUUUGGCUAUGGCAGAUACCUUGCAUAUUCGAGGAUUAGCUGAUAUAGCUGGGAAAAAUUCGAGACACGAUAAUGGUUUAUACGUUCAACCUCCACCAGUGCAACUGCAGGAAAAGAUAUUAACUGAACCUCCGAUAAAAAAAGAAACUAAGGAUAAUAUCAUAGGUAGUAGAGAAUCUUUAGAAACAGUUCUAGAUACAGAUGCAACUGAGACCAUGGAAGAACAAUCCUUUAAUGAUCAAGAAAGUAUACCAUACUGCGUGAAGACUAAGCCUUACUAUUCCAUUAAUGCGAAGUUAAAUCAAAGGGAAAAAAUCAGUAUUCCUUCUAUUAAUGCUUCUACAAACAAAUACGUCGAGAAAGCGGAAUAUUCGGAAAGUGGAAUAGAUGAGGGUACAUCUAUAUUAGAAGAUCAAAUUACUCCGGUAGAAGAUACAAAACCUCCACCUAUUUGGGAUGCAAAUUUUAAGUUUCUGACAAGUUCUGUGAGCGGUAGAACUUCUCAGAAUUACAAUAAAUCUAGUGUCACUUGUCUUAUCUGUGGAAAACAAUUAAGUAAUCAAUAUAAUUUGCGAGUACACAUGGAGACACACAGUAAUAGUUCAUAUAGCUGCACAGCUUGUUCACAUGUAUCAAGAUCACGAGAUGCACUUAGAAAACACGUUUCUUAUAGACAUCCAGUUGCUUCAUCACAAAAACGAUCACGAUAUAAUACACCAAAAUCAUAGAAAUUGAUUUUCUUAUAGAUACCUUGAUUUAUAUCAUACCUUUCAUUUUAAGGUAUAUUUUAUUUAAAACAUAAAUCUUGUGUUAUUUAAUUUGACUUGAAUACUGAAUACUUUAUUGAUUAAAAAACUUAAA